UUGAAGAAGCGAUGCGUGCUCCGUAUACCUGAUGUACCUCCUCGGCCCGUAACUUGUAAGUACUUCCUCGUCCUGGAACCAGACGAAAGACUUCAGUCCUUUUUCUCCGCUAGUCAGAUCCCUGCCCGCUUGACACGGCCGACGUCGUCCAUUCACGCCGUUCCAGUUGACUGGCUCGGGCCAACAAGUGCAAGAUACCUACUUAGAUGGCCUGCCCGGUCUACAAGCUACCUAUCUAUCUAUAUACAACAUCCUGUGUUGCCUUCUUUGGCCCGACUCGGCUGUUUCUUCCAUGCUAGCCGUUAUCCUCCCGCUGUCCCUCUCUUCCUCUCUCGUCUUUUCUUCUUUUGUCUCUGUCACUGCUCCUUGUGCCUUGCUCCUCCCCUCUCUUUGCCACUGCCUUGGAUCUUGUCUUCCUCCGCUCCGUCUCACGAAUACUCCUCCUCCUCCUCCUCCUCCUCCCCGCUCACACUUAUCUCAACUACACCUCCCCCAUCUCGAGAGCCAAACCCAACCCGCCUCAGCUGCUCGUCCCCAGACGCCGCCAGACCAGUCGUACUUACAUCCCCCCCCACCAUUCCAUCUCUACUCACGCAAAAGAGGCUGGCUUACCCUUCUCGACCGACGCCAAGUCCUGCUGCCUCUGUCCAGACGCGGCUUCUCUCGCCUCCCCCACCACCAUUUCAGGACCCCUUUGAACCCCUCCACCACCACUACGACAAUCCCAGCCGAAUCGGCUCUCUCACGACAGCCGCGCAACCUCGCACCACCCCACCAUCUCGCACCUCACCAUCACAGCCCGGAAUCCAUCCACCUCUUCCGCGCCGACGUUCCCUGUCGACUGUCUCUUUCUUCUUUACCCCCCUCUCCUCUUUCGGAUCAUUCCAGGAGCAUCCUCAUAUUGCAUCUGCUGUGCCUCUUUUAAUCCGAAUUCCUGCCCAUAAAACAUUACACCAAACUCCUUGGCUUGACUCGUUGUCUCAUCAUAGCCAUAAGGACCUUUCUGGAACAGCCGCCAGUUGUUUGGGGGGGGGUUCUUUUUGCUGUUCUUCUUCACUGCUGCCCUGUCUUGAGUAACACGUUCUCGGGUAACUAUCUGCUUGUUCUUCCCGAGCUUGAUCAGAGUGUUCGACCUACACGCAUACCACUGAAGGAGAUAUGGGAUAUUGAGGUUGCAGGAUUAUGGUGGAGAGUCCCAGUAUACUCUUCGAACCCAAGACAUAAUGGCAACCCUACGCAUGGCAUCAGGCUUGCCGAGCCGUCCGGACGAGCCGAUACGAGCGAGAAGAGCCGCUGCCGCUGCCGCUUACACGGAACCAAAGGAAGAUGUACAGAACACGACGCGGAGAAUCCGGAGAGAAGGAGAGAACAUUCGUAUCGCCAUUCAACAACCGACACAGAGCAAGCCAGUAACACAGGCAACACGGAUUGCGUCCGCCCGACGCCCAUCUAUCCCCAUGGCUUCAAACCGCCUUCCGUUUCCUUAUCAAACACAGUCAUGGAGCUCCGGCAGCACGACUCUCGAGAGACCCAGUCACGUUCCAACCAUGUCAGGCUCGUCGUCGUCGGCGCUCUCCGAGACAAGCACUUCCAACCCAACACGCAAGGUACUGCGAAGGAAGCAGUCAUCCGUCGGUCAGAAACCCCCGAGUCUACGCCAUGAUUCAAACACCGACUCGACUCGGACAAGCUCCUCGUCGUCCGCUCCGCGACCGCGUUUUUCGCUAGACCCGGCUGCCGAAUAUCACCUUGACCGAGGCAUCACCGAGAGUCCCACCGAGAUUCGAAUCGCACACGUCGUUGACUUGCCCAAGACGCAGGCGCAGGCCGUUACCAUCUACCCCGAGCUCGAUCGGUAUAGGGAAUACGGUGGACGGCCCUCCAUGUCUUCGGAGGGCUCGAGUGCCGACUUUCUCCACAGACUGGCCACGCACGACCUACCACCACCCACCCCCGUUUUCUCCGGCACCAGCAGCCAGCUCAGCGCAUUCAGCGCUAGCCCUUCGACCAGGUUCUCCGAAUCAACGAGCCCGGGCCCGUACAGCCGCGAUACGACGCCCACGUCCAUGUCGUCACAGUCGCCAGGUCUGGUGGCCCCGAUACGACUGCCGGUGCCGAGGGUGAGGCAGGUGAGCCCGGCCAUGACGCGGCCGCCCGUCUCCGGGAGGAGAGCCGGAAGCAUACCGAACGAGAUGGAGGCGUUCAGCGCCGACCCUCAUGGUCUCGCCGCAGUACGCGAAUCUCUCACCUCGUCCUCAUCCAACUCGACGGUCCGUGAGGGCGACCGCAAGGAGACCAAAAAGAAAAGGAGGCUGUCUCCCUUACCGCCAAGCCCGCCGCCACGCAAAUCCUCUCAGAAGUUUGCCAAGAGUCCAGGCAACGACGAGUCGCCAUCAAAGACCUCCCUGGAGACCGCGGCGCCUCUCAUGACUUCGCCGAAACUUGUCCAAUCGCCCCCGCGGUUGGCGCCUGCCGCAUCACCGAGGGCAACACCCCCCGCUCGACCCAGCAGAGACAACACACCGGACCUGCAGUCGCAGCUCUUUGACCCAUGGCCUGUCAUCCACAGCAACCUCUCAUCUACUUCGUUGUUGGGCGACAGACGUGGGCCGGAACCGCAGAUCAUCUCGAGGUCAACAACUCCCUUGUCCUACGCUGAACCUCCCCCUCAGCCACUUGUCCGACAACAGGUGGGCAGGGAAGCUACACCGGCCCCACGAUCAUCCAAUGCACCGGAGACAAAGAAGAAUGAUGGUCGCGUAACUCGCACCCCGAGCCCCAACACGUCAACAUUUUCUCGUUUCGUCUUCUUUGGUCGUCGUUCCAAGACAACACCAGAGGCCCCCCAGGUCGAUAAGAAGGACAAGCCCGCCCGCAAGGGGCCCGCCGCCGGUACGGGACAUGAGGGGUAUGGACGUCUUGGGGGCAUCCGGAGAAAAAGUGGCAGCUCGACCACCAACUUGGCCCGACCAAGCCUGGGCCCCGGUUCAUCGCAGGACAGUUUGAGCAGCAGUCAGCCUUCUGACACCUUUCUCUUGGACCGAAUGAAUCCUGUUGUGAUUUCGGGCGGAGAGAUCAUCGAGAACAGAAACCACAGUGUAGACCUUGCCCGAUCCGAGAGCAACCAGAGUCUUGGCCAUGGCUCGGAGGUGUCGACAACAUCUAGCGCGGGGAGAGGCCUCGCCCCAUCUGCUAUUCCUCGAGGCCGUCCACAUCCGUCUCUAAGCAGCCGUCGCCCGUCGGACAGCAGCGAGUCCGAGGCCGUCACCAUGAAGUCCACUUUGGCCUUCAGGCGAUCUGUUCAGCGAUUACGCUCAUCGCCUGACCAGAGUCCCCUCAAGCUGCCUCAGCCCAUUAACACCGCCGGCAUCACAUCGCCGUCGAUCAACAGCCAGGACACGACCAUUCUUUCGGACGACUCACAAUUCGAAAUGCACCGUGAAGUGAUCCGCGGCCGAAUCGCUGCAGCCACUGCCCAACCCCCCAAGAAGCUCGUCAAGCGAGCGCGCUCUCCCAGGAAGUGGAAUCUCUUCAGCCGGUCUCAGAAUCAACCGAACACAAAGAAGGAGAAGGAAGCCAUACCAGUAGCUGCCACCGUCAAGAUUGUACAGCACAAGCCCGCAGCCUUCUACACGUUGAUGGAUGGCUCCGAGCAAGAAGAUACCAGCCCGCAAGACGUCGAGGAGAUCCUUCGAGAGGCCAAGGUUUUCGACCUCCCCUCUCCGCUGCCCUUGUUCAAGGAGAGACGAACUUCCUCGGCCAGCCAGGAGCAGAGAAGGGAAUCUUUGAGCAGGCUCCUGCAACCGACUAGGUCUUCGCAAGCUCGCAGGAAUUCAGCGACUGCCGCUCCUAAGUCGACGUCGAUCCCGGCGAUUCGUUCUAUGAAGCCGACGCACACCUCGCAAUCCAGCGCGUCGAAGCUGGCGGAAGCACGUCCAAGUCGUCUACCUCAGGUGGGCCGCAUUCCCAAGGUUGUCACGUCCCGGCCGGAGCAUACUUCGUCGAGGAGCUUUUCUCGCCCCUUCAACAGAAUUAGCUUGCAGAAGCAGCCCCAAGCUGCAGGAUUCAACCCCGAUUUUGUUGCCUCGGGUCCUACGCCGCCCGAGAUGUCCACUCCCGAGCUCUCCCGAGGCGAGUCUACAGAAACCAGUGAUAAGACCAACUCGGACCCGCGUACCUCCCUCUUGCCGGAUAGGACUCCGGAGAUGAUUCAUAUCGGCAACGAAUUUCUCACAUUCUCUCCUCGAAAGAACUCGGAACGCACCACGAGCACCGAUUCCAGCAGCUGCGGCAUGUACACUCUCGCAGACGCUCUGGCUUUCGUGCCGAAUCCUGAUGCCCCGCUCGUCGAGGACGAGAUCUGGGAUGAAUACAACGACCUCAUUGGCGAGGUGCCGCCAUCCGCAACCUCGUCAAGGGGCGUUCCUUUCCAUCUUGAGACGUACGGGUCGAGAAUUUCCAAGAGGUCCCUCAAGCCUCUCGAGUCUCCAACCAUUACGUCUCCACCAAAACCCCUGGAGAAGAGCGCCGAGGUCAACACGGGUGCUACCACGUCGAGUGUCUACAGUGCCGACAUGACCGAACGGCUCAAGGCUGCGUUUGCACUGAAGCCCGAAGAGGACUCAACGACGAUCGUUCCGGUCGCCGAGGUCCCUGCCAGCGUCAUCGAUCGUGAGAGCACGGAGCUGGCGCGCAGAGCAACGGCUGCGUCGCAGAGGAGUAGCGGUUCAUCUCGUAAGUCAAGACAAUCCGACUGCAGUUGCAGGUCGUCCGAGGAUGAGUCGCCCCUUUCUCAAGUCAACCUUCGUGUUGGCUCGAUGACUGUCAGCAAGUGGUUGUCCUUCGGGCACGUACUCUUCAGCCCGGCCAGAGACCAGCUCCUGGAUGUCGUCGGCUCACUGAAGCGUCACUCGAUCCUGGUUGUCGAUGGUCUUGGUAACGACGACUGGUCUUUUUACGCCGCCGAGACGUAUCCUGCCGCCACGUUCUUCAACCUGUCGCCUCGUGCCCCGCUACCGGAAGAGCACAAGAACUCGUCGAGCUUUCCUUUGAGUCCACCCAACCAUCACCAGAUCCAGUACCUCUCUCACACGGAAAAGUUCCCGUUCGGCCCGGAGAGCUUCACUUCGGUAGUUUUUCGCUUCGCUGCCGCUGCACCAGAGUCGCACUACCGCAACAUCGUCUCGGAGGCCCGCCGCGUGUUGAAGCCUGGAGGAUAUUUGGAGCUGUCCAUCUUGGACGUCGACCUCAACAACAUGGGAAACCGCGGUCGCCGCACAAUCCGCCGCCUCAAGGAGAGGAUCCACGAGCGGAACCCGGAGAUCAGCAUCGGGUCGACGUCCGACAUCAUUCUCCGCCUCCUCGGACGCAAAGGCUUCUCGGACGUCAAAACUUGCCGCGUCGGCGUCCCGGUCGCUAGUAUCAUCACCCGAUCGGACAGCGGCAGCAAGAAGCCUCCCGUGGCAAGGUCUCGAAAGUCCAAAGAAGUGCGCAGCCUCGCCGAGAUGAUGAAUGACGACGGCGAAUCGGCGGACGAGAACAUCACCAAGAUGGUGGCCAGGGUCGGCCGCUGGUGGUACACCCGCUGCUACGAGAGCGCCGCCGGCACGGCCAACAGUAAGAGCAUGUGGACCGACCGCGCCCUGCUCUCGGAAUGCGAGGAACUACGUACCAGCUUUAAGCUCAUGGUCUGCUACGCGCGUGUCCCUGAAAGAGCACGAACCGCGAGCAUAUGAGUUCUCGGUGAUCUUCCCCCUCUUUUUUUCUUUUUCGAUUUAAGCGCCUUUUUUGUUAUAUACCCUCGUUUUCCUGCAUACGCACACAAACGCACAGUACAUAAGCCGGUCCAACGCGCCUUGGUCACAAGGGAUCAACAUCAUCAUCAUUAGGGUUUUGGAAUGCAAGAGGAAACAACUCGCAUCAAAGAUUCAAGAGGGCGCAAGCCCAUCCAAUUCAGGCUCUCAAAACGUUUCAAUGAGUCCGCUAAAUUCUUUAAUCCAUCAUUUUCUAUACGACGGGCAGACCAGACCAGCCGGUACACAUAGGACGGCGGAUACGGGCGGAUACGCAUCAACUCCUCAGCUCGAUGUCUUUGGGCACGUCUGUCUUUGUUUCCUAUACUAUCAUGCCUAUUUUCCAUCUACACCUGGAGCCAUCACUGGUAAGUGAUGUGUUUCACAGUGUUGGGUUUAUGAAAACUCGUGGUCCUCCUGUACAAUGCCGGCUGGCUGUGCCGGGCCCCCUCCCUCAAACACACCACCACAAAAGCUUGAUCGGAUUGUUUUGCUUUCUUCUACCUUAUCUGCGAUAGAAAUAAUUUUGUGAUCGGAUUGGGUCGGAAAAGAAAGCUGGACUGGACUGGACACGGCUGAAUAGAAAGUAUGUGGUCCGACUAAUAUGUGAUGGCUGAGCCGUUGCACUUCUCUUUGGGAUUGUGUCUCUCUCUUUUUGGUUUCCGCUCAAUUGGGGCGCUGGGUUAUAUGGCUUACAGAAGGAGACAAUGUUGAUGAGAGAAGCGCAGAUGGCUUGAGGCCCAAAGUAGGGACGGAAACGAACAAGUACGAUACGAUGAUUAAUGCGUUGUAUGUAUGUCUAGACGAUUAU
Colletotrichum destructivum is the source of this 6603-nucleotide messenger RNA. Its product is annotated as Putative S-adenosyl-L-methionine-dependent methyltransferase superfamily. The transcript is spliced from 3 exons. Lineage: Eukaryota; Fungi; Ascomycota; Sordariomycetes; Glomerellales; Glomerellaceae. The record is from RefSeq and is a predicted model, not a curated record. Bases 1224 to 5735 code for a protein of 1503 amino acids.